Molecule: messenger RNA, 2951 nt
Organism: Balaenoptera musculus (blue whale)
Lineage: Eukaryota; Metazoa; Chordata; Mammalia; Artiodactyla; Balaenopteridae
Gene: RBM19
Product: RNA binding motif protein 19
Exons: 24
Coding region: 113-2938 (941 amino acids)
Molecular function (GO): RNA binding
Source: RefSeq, a predicted model, not a curated record
CUCGGUUCCGGCUUGCGGAAGAUGGCGGCGCCCAGAGCGGUAGCGUGAAACUUGGUGGUGGUGGUAGUCGCAGGCCAUUCGUGCUGGAAUCAAAACAGUGGGACCGUGCGCCAUGUCGCGACUGAUCGUGAAGAACCUCCCAGCUGGGAUGAAGGAGGAGCGUUUCCGGCAGCUGUUCACCGCCUUCGGCACGCUGACGGACUGCAGCCUCAAGUUCACCAAAGACGGCAAGUUCCGCAAGUUCGGCUUCAUCGGCUUCAAGUCUGAGGAAGAGGCCCAAACAGCGCUGAACCAUUUCAACAAGAGUUUUAUCGACAUGUCCCGGAUCACGGUGGAGUUCUGCAAGUCGUUUGGGGACCCGACAAAGCCCCGAGCCUGGAGCAAGCAUGCCCAGAAAACAAGCCAGUCCAAGCCACCUCCGAAAGACAAAGACUCCAUCUCCCCAGAAACUAAGAAGGAUGACAAGAAGAAAAAGGUAGCGGGCGAACUGGAGAAGCUGAGGGAAGAUAACGAGUUCCAGGAGUUCCUGUCGGUUCACCAGAAGCGGGCGCAGGCGGCCACCUGGGCGAACGAUGCCCUGGACGUUGAGCCCUCGAAAGGGAAGAACAACUUAGCCAACGACUACCUGAACUUCGACUCCGACUCAGGGCAGGAGAGCGAGGAGGAGGGAGCCGGGGAGGCCCCGGAAGAGGAGGACAGCGGCCUCGAACCCAAGGCAGCCGUACGGAAGGAGCUGUCGGACAUGGAUUACCUGAAAUCCAAGGUGGUGGAGGCCGAGUCGCCAUCCUCAGGGGAGAGUGAAGACGAAGCCGUGAACUGCGAGGAGGGGAGCGACGCCGAGGAAGAGGGUUCCUGCACCACCCCCGCCCAGCAGGACCUGGAGGCGGCCCAAGCCGAGACCGAGAAACCAGCCAACCAGAAGGAACCCACCAUCACCCACACCGUGAAGCUGCGGGGAGCCCCGUUCAACGUCACAGAGAAAAAUGUCAUGGAAUUCCUGGCACCCCUGAAACCGGUGGCCAUUCGAAUAGUGAGAAACGCCCAUGGAAACAAAACAGGGUACGUCUUUGUGGAUUUCAGCAGUGAAGAGGAAGUGAGGAAAGCUCUGAAAUGCAACAGGGAAUACAUGGGUGGACGCUACAUCGAGGUGUUUAGGGAAAAGAACGUUCCCGCAGCCAAGGCGCCCCCAGAGAAUAGCGCCAAACCCUGGCAAGGCCGGACACUCGGGGAGCAUGAAGAGGAAGAGGACCUGGCCGACUCUGGGAGGCUCUUUGUGCGAAACCUGCCCUACACCAGCUCCGAGGAAGACCUGGAGAAGCUCUUCUCCAAAUACGGUCCCCUGUCUGAGCUGCAUUACCCCAUCGACAGCCUGACCAAGAAGCCCAAGGGCUUUGCCUUCGUCACCUUCAUGUUCCCGGAGCACGCCGUGAAGGCCUACGCGGAGGUGGAUGGGCAGGUGUUCCAGGGCAGGAUGCUCCACGUGUUACCAUCCACCAUCAAGAAGGAGGCCAGCGAGGACGCAGACGCCCCAGGAUCAUCGUCUUACAAGAAGAAGAAAGAGUCAAAAGACAAAGCCAACAGCUCCAGCUCUCACAACUGGAACACGCUGUUCAUGGGCCCGAAUGCAGUGGCCGACGCCAUCGCCCAGAAGUACAGCGCCACCAAGAGUCAAGUGUUUGACCACGAGACCAAGGGCAGCGUGGCCGUGCGCGUGGCCCUGGGAGAGACCCAGCUCAUCCAAGAGGUGCGGCGCUUCCUCCUCGACAAUGGGGUCAGUCUGGACUCCUUCAGCCAGGCCGCCGCUGAGCGAAGCAAGACCGUGAUCCUGGUGAAGAACCUCCCGGCCGGCACCCUGGCGGCCGAGUUGCAGGAGACCUUUGGCCGCUUCGGCAGCCUGGGCCGCGUGCUGCUGCCAGAGGGUGGCGUCACAGCCAUCGUGGAGUUCCUGGAGCCGCUGGAGGCCCGCAAGGCCUUCCGACACCUGGCAUACUCCAAGUUCCACCACGUCCCCCUGUAUCUGGAGUGGGCUCCAGUGGGCAUCUUUUCCAGCCCAGCCCCACAGAAGAAAGAACCCCGAGAUGCACCAGCAGAGCCGGCCGGAAAGGACAGGAUGGAGCCAGAAACAGACGGCGAGACCCCAGAAGGUGAAAGGCCGACGGAGGGAACAGCACACGACACUUCAGCAAAGAUGGAGGAGGAAGAGGAGGAGGAGGAGGAGGAGGAAGAGGAGAGCCUUCCCGGGUGCACUCUGUUUAUCAAAAAUCUCCACUUCGACACAACCGAGGAGACGCUGAAGGGAGUGUUUUCCAAAGUGGGUGUGGUGAAGAGGUGCUCCAUUUCCAAGAAGAAGAACAAAGCAGGCGCGCUGCUGUCCAUGGGGUUUGGAUUCGUGGAAUACAGGAAACCGGAGCAGGCCCAGAAAGCUCUCAAACAGCUCCAGGGUCACGUCAUGGACGGCCACAAGCUGGAAGUGAGGAUCUCAGAACGAGCCACCAAGCCAGCCCUGACAUCCGCUCGGAAGAAACAAGUGCCCAGAAAGCAGACAACCUCCAAGAUCCUGGUGCGGAACAUCCCCUUCCAGGCUGACAGCCGCGAGAUCCGCGAGCUCUUCAGCACCUUCGGGGAGCUGAAGACCGUCCGCCUGCCGAAGAAGAUGACGGGGAUGGGCAGGCACAGAGGGUUCGGCUUCGUCGACUUCCUCACCAAGCAGGACGCCAAGAGGGCCUUCAACGCCCUGUGUCACAGCACCCACUUGUACGGCCGGAGGCUGGUGCUGGAGUGGGCCGACCCCGAGGUGAGCCUGCAGACCCUGCGGCGGAAGACGGCCGAGCACUUCCACGAACCCCCGAAGAAAAAGCAGUCUGUGGUGUUGGACGAGAUCCUGGAGCAGCUGGAAGACAGUGAGAACGACGGCGAGGAGCAGACCCUUCAGCUGUGAGCUGGCACCGAGG